AUGUCGACAUCCAUAAGUAUGAAUUCCGGCAUAGGUGAGCGCUGGAGUCAUUCGCCAUUUGCUACCCACAGUCAUCCAACACUAAUUAAAGUUGAUGAAACAAGUGCAACAGGAAAUAUUGACCCCAAUUUUCAAAUGAAUAACACCACAUCUAGAAACAACCAGAAUAAUGAGCAGUUUAGUGUUGGUCUGUUUCUAACUGACUCAUGGGCAAGUAGUGGUCAACCUCUGCUAUCAAGUGAUCGAGAUAGUUCACUUAGCCACUUAAUGCUAUCUAAUUUUGGUUACACAAGUAGCGAAAGUAGAAGCAGCAUGCUAGUUAGCCCACCAAGUCAAAAUAUUCAAACUUCGCCUGGAGGUUCAUUACAUCCAAUCGAAUCCAGAAAUUUGCAACAUCCUUCUGCUAGUGAACCAGUAGCGAAUAUUCAAAGAACAGGAAAUGAUGCUAGAAACAACUUCCCAAUAAAUACGUCAUUUGAAGCUGCAGCAGGAUAUGUGUGGCCCCAUUGGCCUGAUGCCAUUCCUAAUCCAGAAGAAAACAAUUUGGAUCAAGCAAACCCUAGCGAAACUUCCUAUAUUCUUGCUACGAUCGAUACGGACUCAGAAAAUAACCUUCCUUUUCUCAACCGUCAACUCUGGCUUCGACGCAAUGCUCGUCAAAGACGCUAUUAUCUCAGACAACUGCAACUUCAUAGAAGUGUGGCAGAUUCGAGCUUAGCAGAACAAGCUGGUGAAGAUGCUAUAGAUGAAAAUUCCAGCUGGCCAGAACACUCAGGGUCAAAUCAUGAUAAUUCAAAUGCCCCGCAAGAAGAUAGUGAUACAGACCAAGGUUCAACUGAUCGGUACUGGCCCGAUCCAACAUGUCCCUUACAAAAUGCAUAACUCUAUCUCAGUAUUGUAUAAUUUUUAUUAUUAUAGACGUUAUUUCACGCAAAUUUUAUAACCUUAUUUUCAAUACAUAAUUCCUCAAAUUAUUUGAUGAUCUCAUUUCGUCCAAAAAAAUAACAUUAAAUGAUACUGAGAAAGCUGUAAAU
Heterobilharzia americana is the source of this 1034-nucleotide messenger RNA. Lineage: Eukaryota; Metazoa; Platyhelminthes; Trematoda; Strigeidida; Schistosomatidae. The record is from the annotation of a GenBank genome assembly.